Molecule: messenger RNA, 906 nt
Organism: Procambarus clarkii (red swamp crayfish)
Lineage: Eukaryota; Metazoa; Arthropoda; Malacostraca; Decapoda; Cambaridae
Gene: Lamtor4
Product: Late endosomal/lysosomal adaptor, MAPK and MTOR activator 4
Biological process (GO): positive regulation of TOR signaling; cellular response to amino acid stimulus
Cellular component (GO): Ragulator complex; lysosome
Molecular function (GO): guanyl-nucleotide exchange factor activity
Source: RefSeq, a predicted model, not a curated record
CGCAGCUAGAACCUAAACUGAGCGCCGAUUGGCUGGCAGCUCCGCCCUCCUUGAUGACGGAGGACUGGUAGGAGACUUCCUCAGUUGCACUUGCGCAGAGGUUUUUCUGUUCCUCUGGUUCUUGUUACAGUUAACAGCAAGACGUUAGGGUCGGAAAUUGUAACUGUAUUGUGAAAAUUUACAUUAAGCUUUAGUUUCUACAUCAGAGGUUUUAACAUUGGAAUCACCAGACUUUCCUUAAGAUUAAACAUGCAUGGAAUAGGGAGAAUUCCAGACGAGGUUGGUCAUCUCAUACUGAGUGAGGAUGGUGCCGUCAUUGCAUCCGGAGGUGAACUAGAAAAUGCUGAGCAGAUGGGUGCUACUGUGAUGAGUCUGUUAUCAUGUACCAGCAAGGCACAGUUGUGGCCUGGUGAUUCUGGAGAUGCCUUCAAGAAGAUAUCAAUAACGUACACUGACCACAGCUACAUCAUUUGCUUGUCCAACAAGAACAUCCACAUCGUAAAGAGAAAGUUUAUUCCUCACGAACCUAUAAAAGUUUAGCGAGUUGUUGUAAUCUUUAGUUGUAAGGCAAACAUUAAAGCUCGUUAUUACAAAAAAAAACUGUACCGGAUGUGUUUGUGCAGUACAGUAUAUAUAAUUUUUCAAGACUUUCUUUGAAUCUUACAUAUUCUAGAAGUAAUUUUCUAAUAUAGUCUUGUUUAGUUUGAGUGUCUACACACAUUUCGGCUUUUCAUUGAAUGAGAUUUUGGGAUGAUUUGUCCUUGCACCCCCCCAUUCUGUAAUUAUAUUUUAUGCUGUACUGUAUAUACAUUUGAAAAGCGGAGAAUUGUAAUUCAGCAUUUACUAAGGCAAUUUUGUUGCAUUUAAAAGUUUGUAAAAAGGACCAAUAUAUACCUUCUCAAGUUA